UGAGCGAGAGGAUGCUGGUGGGGGGCGUGAGAAGCAUGCCCAGCCCCCUCCUGGCCUGCUGGCAGCCCAUCCUCCUGCUGGUUCUGGGCUCCGCCCUGUCAGGCUCUGCCACAGGCUGCCCGCCCCGCUGCGAGUGCUCAGCGCAGGACCGAGCAGUGCUCUGCCACCGAAAGCGCUUAGUGGUGGUGCCCGAGGGCAUCCCCACCGAGACUCGCCUGCUGGACCUGGGCAAAAACCGCAUCAAGACGCUCAACCAGGACGAGUUCGCCAGCUUCCCACACCUGGAGGAGCUGGAGCUCAAUGAGAACAUCGUGAGCGCCGUGGAGCCCGGCGCCUUCAACAACCUCUUCAACCUGCGGACGCUGGGGCUGCGCAGCAACCGCCUGAAGCUCAUCCCGCUGGGCGUCUUCACCGGCCUCAGCAACCUGACCAAGCUGGACAUCAGCGAGAACAAGAUUGUCAUCCUGCUGGACUACAUGUUCCAAGACCUAUACAACCUCAAGUCCCUGGAGGUCGGUGACAACGACCUCGUCUACAUCUCGCAUCGAGCCUUCAGCGGCCUCAACAGCCUGGAGCAGCUGACCCUGGAGAAAUGCAAUCUGACCUCCAUCCCCACCGAGGCACUUUCCCACCUGCAUGGCCUCAUCGUCCUGCGGCUCCGACAUCUCAACAUCAAUGCCAUCAGGGACUACUCCUUCAAGAGGCUGUACCGACUCAAGGUCUUGGAGAUCUCCCACUGGCCCUACCUGGAUACCAUGACCCCCAACUGCCUCUACGGCCUCAACCUGACAUCCCUGUCCAUCACGCACUGCAACCUGACCGCCGUGCCCUAUCUGGCCGUUCGCCAUCUGGUCUAUCUCCGCUUCCUCAAUCUUUCCUACAACCCCAUCGGUACCAUCGAAGGCUCCAUGCUGCAUGAGCUGCUGCGGCUGCAGGAGAUCCAGCUGGUGGGUGGGCAGCUGGCCGUGGUGGAGCCCUAUGCCUUUCGCGGGCUCAACUACCUACGUGUGCUCAAUGUCUCUGGCAACCAGCUGACCACCCUGGAGGAGUCGGCCUUCCACUCAGUGGGCAACCUGGAGACACUCAUCCUGGACUCCAACCCCCUGGCUUGUGACUGCCGGCUGCUGUGGGUAUUCCGGCGCCGCUGGCGGCUGAACUUCAACAGGCAGCAACCGACCUGCGCCACACCCGAGUUCGUCCAGGGCAAGGAAUUCAAGGACUUCCCGGAUGUACUCCUACCCAACUACUUCACCUGCCGCAGGGCCCACAUCCGGGACCGCAAGGCACAGCAGGUGUUCGUAGACGAGGGCCACACGGUGCAGUUUGUGUGCCGAGCAGAUGGCGACCCUCCACCAGCCAUCCUUUGGCUCUCGCCCCGCAAGCACUUGGUCUCGGCUAAGAGCAAUGGGCGGCUCACAGUCUUCCCUGAUGGCACGCUGGAGGUGCGCUACGCCCAGGUACAGGACAACGGCACGUACCUGUGCAUCGCAGCCAACGCUGGCGGCAACGACUCCAUGCCCGCCCACCUGCACGUGCGCAGCUACUCGCCCGACUGGCCCCAUCAGCCCAACAAGACGUUCGCCUUCAUCUCCAACCAGCCAGGCGAGGGAGAGGCCAACAGCACCCGCGCCACCGUGCCUUUCCCCUUCGACAUCAAGACGCUCAUCAUCGCCACCACCAUGGGCUUCAUCUCCUUCCUAGGCGUUGUCCUCUUCUGCCUGGUGCUGCUGUUUCUCUGGAGCCGGGGCAAAGGCAACACAAAGCACAACAUCGAAAUUGAGACUUCAGAAGGCCAGGCCUGAGGACCCCACCUGCACAGGGGGCCAGAGUUGACAGACGAAUCCAAAGCCGAUGAACCGACACACGGCAGAGUCAAUAAUUCAAUUAAAAAAAAAAGUUACAGACUUCCUCUGUAACUUGGGUUUCAAUAAUUAUGGAUUUUUAUGAAAACUUGAAAUAAUAAAAAAAAAAAAACAACUAUUUCCUAUAGCUAGUCGGAAUGCAAACUUUUGACGUCCCGAUGGCCCCCGGGGCCUUCUUCCAACUCAGUUUCUUGUUUUCUCUUUCUCCUCCUCUUCCUCCUUUCUCUUCUCUUCCCCUGUGGGGAGGGAUCACUCAGGAAAACAGGGAAGGAGAUUUCAGCCCCACCCUCUGGCCCACUCUGCUAGGCACCAUUUGGAGGCAUGGGUGGCAGCCCAGCUCCAGGGCCCAGCUCUAGCUUUUUGCAGAAAGUAGGGGAGGGGACAGGACUGCCCGGUGUGGGUAGGGCUUGUCUGCUGGCUGCCGGGCAGCACUGCCCAGGGGAGGUGGGGGCCAGGCUUGGGUGUGGCUGAAACAGGGACCGGCUGGGGUCCUCCUGGGGGGAACAGCACAGUCAGUGGAAAGAGUCAGGAGCCAGAGGCAGGCCCGAGUCUUCUCCUCUGGUCCCAGCUCUGCUGCUCACUGUUGUGUGACUCAAGCAGGUCACUGGCCCUCUCUGGGCCUCAGUCUCCACAUCUGUACAAAUGGGAACAUUAUCCCUGCCCUGCCUACCUCACAGGGCUGUUGUGAGGAACUGAUGAGAUGAUGUAUGUGAAACACU
Molecule: messenger RNA, 2581 nt
Organism: Peromyscus eremicus (cactus mouse)
Lineage: Eukaryota; Metazoa; Chordata; Mammalia; Rodentia; Cricetidae
Gene: Lingo1
Product: leucine rich repeat and Ig domain containing 1
Exons: 2
Coding region: 12-1802 (596 amino acids)
Cellular component (GO): extracellular matrix
Molecular function (GO): protein binding
Source: RefSeq, a predicted model, not a curated record